Molecule: messenger RNA, 1651 nt
Organism: Paramecium tetraurelia
Lineage: Eukaryota; Ciliophora; Oligohymenophorea; Peniculida; Parameciidae
Exons: 7
Biological process (GO): cytoplasmic translation
Cellular component (GO): cytosolic large ribosomal subunit; ribosome
Molecular function (GO): RNA binding; structural constituent of ribosome
Source: RefSeq, a predicted model, not a curated record
AUGGAAUACGAAAGAAUCACCGUGACAAAAAGGGGAAUUGAGGUGCAACAGUAACUCAAACAAAUACUUGGAUUUAAGGAGAACAGACAAAUUGGAACACUAAGAAAGAAGGAAUAUAGUGAGAAUGUUUUGAGUAGGCAAAAGGAGCAAGAAAUCCAUACUUCUAGUUUUUUGGAGCCUAGAUAGGAUAAAUAGGAAUAGAUUAACAUGUUUCUUACAAAUAGAUUCAGUAACAGAUAGAAGUACAUUAAAAAAGAGAUGGAGAAGUUAGGUUAGAGGAAGACAAAGUUUGGAGGUAGUUUCUAGAGUGAGUCUCAUCGUUCAUUUAAAUGCUUAGAUUUCAGAUAAAUGCAAUAUCUGAAAAGCAAAUAUACUGACGGGUUCUUCUUAACGAAAUAGAACCAAUAAAUUAAAACGCUCUCGAAGCCUUAAGGUUAGGAGAUGCAAUAAGGAGAAGAUAAAUAUUUAGCAUUUAAAUAGUCAAAACUUGAAAGGAUGAUAAAGAAACAUGAGCAAUUCGAUUUACAGACUUAAAGUAUCCCAACCUACGAAAAAGGAAGUAAAAGAGAACCGAAUUUUAUGAGCGAGUUGGUCAAAUCAAUGGAAAAAAGGGAUAUUUCCUCAAGAGUAGAAAGCAUUAAGGAAAUAAACUAAAAGUAUGGAAAUAGUGUGGAUUUACUUGAAUAUCAGAGUUUGAGUAAAGAAAGAUUUUAAGAAAGUAUGAGUAAUUUGCAUUUUAAUAAAUACGAGAGACUAUGGAAGACACUAAGAUAUAUAUUAAAAUUUAAAAAAAUCUUUUUAAAUAUGGGCAAGAGAAUAAGAACAUAAAGAAAGGGUAAGUCCAACAGUGUCUUUAAAGCACAUUAAAACUAAAGAGUUGGAAGUCCCUAAUAUAGGCACCUUGAUUAUGCUGAGAGACAUGGUUAUGUAAGAGGUGUGAUCAACGAAAUUAUUCAUGACCCAGGAAGAGGUGCUCCACUCGCAAAAGUUGAAUUCAAUGAUCCUUAUAAGUACAAAAAACAAACUAAGCUCUUCAUUGCACCAGAAGGAGCAUACACAGGAUAAUAUAUUUAUUGCGGUGCAAAGGCUUAAUUAGCCACUGGUAAUGUCUUGCCUAUUGGAUAAAUUCCAGAGGGUACAGUGGUUUGUAAUUUGGAAGAGCAUCCUGGAGACAAAGGUGCUUUAGGAAGAGCUACAGGAUGUUAUGCUACUAUUAUUGGUCAUUCUGAUGAUGGAGCUUAAACCAGAGUUAGAUUGCCUUCUGGUACAAGAAAAACAUUGAGUUCACUUUGCAGAGCCACUGUUGGUUUGAUAUCUGGUGGUGGAAGAACUGAAAAACCUAUUCUCAAAGCAGGAAGACAAUUCCAUAAAUAUAGAAGACUAAGAAAAGUGUGGCCCAGAGUCAGAGGUGUGGCUAUGAAUCCAGUUGAUCAUCCUCAUGGUGGUGGUAAUUAAUAACAUAUUGGUCAUCCAUCAACUUUAUCCAGAUAUGCUCCUCCAGGUCAAAAGGUAGGUCUUGUGGCUGCCAGAAGAUCAGGACUUCUUAGAGGUGGUGCUUAACUCAAAUAAAUGGACGAAGACUUGGCUGCUUAAUAAGCUAAAAAAUGAAAUCUAUUUACAUUACAGUACAAUAAAUCAAUCAAUUAAAUUA